AUGGUGCUGUGGGAGUCCCCGCGGCCGUGCGGCGGCUGGACGCUGUGCGAGGGCUUCUGCUGGCUGCUGCUGCUGCCCGUGCUGCUGCUGCUCGCGGCCCGCCCGGCCCGGCUCGCGGCGUUCCCUACCUCCCUGAGCGACUGCCAGACGCCCACCGGCUGGAACUGCUCCGGUUAUGAUGACAGAGAAAAUGAUCUCUUCCUCUGUGACACCAACACCUGUAAAUUUGAUGGGGAAUGUUUAAGAAUUGGAGACACUGUGACUUGCGUCUGUCAGUUCAAGUGCAACAGUGACUACGUGCCUGUGUGCGGCUCCAACGGGGAGAGCUACCAGAAUGAGUGCUACCUGCGGCAGGCCGCCUGCAAGCAACAGAGCGAGAUCCUCGUCGUGUCCGAAGGAUCCUGCGCCCCAGAUGCAGGAUCAGGAUCUGGAGAUGGAGUUCACGAAGGCUCAGGAGAAACCAGUCAGAAGGAGACGUCAACCUGUGAUAUUUGCCAGUUUGGUGCAGAAUGCGAUGAAGACGCCGAGGAUGUCUGGUGUGUGUGCAACAUCGACUGUUCUCAAACCCACUUCAAUCCCCUCUGUGCUUCUGAUGGGAAGUCUUACGAUAACGCGUGUCAGAUCAAAGAAGCAUCGUGUCAGAAACAGGAGAAAAUUGAAGUCCUGUCGUUGGGUCGAUGUCAAGAUAACACAACUACAACAACUAAAUCUGAGGAUGGGCAUUAUGCAAGAACAGAUUAUGCAGAGAAUGCUAACAAGUUAGAAGAAAGUGCAAGAGAACACCACAUACCUUGCCCAGAGCACUACAAUGGCUUCUGCAUGCAUGGGAAGUGUGAACACUCGGCCAAUAUGCAGGAGCCCUCUUGCAGGUGUGAUGCUGGUUAUACUGGACAACACUGUGAAAAAAAGGACUACAGUGUACUGUACGUUGUUCCCGGCCCUGUACGAUUUCAGUAUGUCUUAAUCGCAGCUGUGAUUGGAACCAUCCAGAUUGCUGUCAUCUGUGUGGUGGUUCUCUGCAUCACAAGGAAAUGCCCCAGAAGCAACAGGAUUCACAGACAGAAGCAAAACACAGGGCACUACAGUUCAGACAACACAACAAGAGCCUCCACGAGGUUAAUCUAAAGGGAGCAUGUGGCACGGUGGCCAGACUUCCAAGAGCCGGGACUGCACAGUCCAGUGUUACAGACAAAGGAAUAAGACAAGCGGUCUGCACAUGUUGCCUUGCAUUUGUGGUAAUCGACACCAAUGAAAACAUGUACUCCAGCUAUAUUUGACUACGUACGGAUAUAUUUGAAAUAGUAUACAUUGUCUUGAUGUUUUUUCUGUAAUGUAAAUAAACUAUUUAUAUCACACAA
Neogale vison (American mink) is the source of this 1358-nucleotide messenger RNA. RefSeq names its product transmembrane protein with EGF like and two follistatin like domains 2 (gene TMEFF2). The transcript has 10 exons. Gene Ontology annotation, molecular function: protein binding. Lineage: Eukaryota; Metazoa; Chordata; Mammalia; Carnivora; Mustelidae. The coding region runs from base 1 to 1125 and encodes 374 amino acids. The record is from RefSeq and is a predicted model, not a curated record.